UAAAUUGGCUGCUCAAUGAAAUUCAAGUGUAAGUUAAAAAAAAUGGGUGAUUAGAUAGAAAAUAUUUUUUUUAUUUUAGGAGGGAAUGAGUUUCUACAUUUUGACAAUAUACAGGUAGUUGUACAGGUAUAAAUUGUGUGAAUUUUGUAGUAUAAAAUGGAGCAUAUUUUUGAAAUAAAAACACUUUACAUAAUGUUAAUCUUGUGUUUAAGUAGACUUUUAGUUUCUGUAAAGUCAGAAACAGUUGAAGAAAUGUCUGGGCCAAAAAAACAUAAAGGUAUCUUCCGUAAACAGUCAACAAAUAAAACAAUACCGUACAGUGAACAUCCAGGAAAGGAGCUCAUCAUCUUUGAUGUCGAUGAUACACUUUGGCCAUUUAAGGUAGAUAAGGAUCCAAGAUUCAAUGACCCUUUUACAAUAAAAAGCGGAGAGAAUAAUACGGCGAUUGUUAAUGGCCACAAGAUAGAGGCAUACCCUGAGGUUCAAGAGACCUUGCUAGAGUUGAUAGAGAAGGGUUAUGUGUUGGCAGCCGUAGCUUUGAGCAACAGCACUGACAAGGUGAUGGCUCUGAUGAAUGCACUGGACCUCACCCAACACUUCAAGUACAUGGAGAUGGCAGAGGGACCGGACAAGAUGAGUUUGAUAACAGAGAUAUGUAAGAGAAGUGAGAUUCCACUAGAGGAUGUGUUGUAUUUUGAAAAAGACUGUGGACCAGAGAAUUGUAUGGAUAUGAUUUGGAAACAUGUAAUAAUUUAUUGUCUAAAAGACGGGUUGAACAAAGAAACUGCAAGGAAAGGUCUUGUAGUGUAUAACAUUAGACCAAGGAAAGAAGCCAAACAUGGACCUCAGAAAGUUGAAGUGGUUGAGAAAACUAACAAAAACAAAUGUCGUCCAGCUUACGAAAAAGACGGAACUGAAAUAGAAGGGUGGGACUACAAUGCAACGAAGAUUGACUACUCGUGACCAUUACAAAUAUCUCCUUUGAAAACUUCAACAAUAUAUAUAGUCUUACUGGUAACUACUGUGUUUACAAAAGUUGUUUUUAAAAAGCAACGUUUUCAUACAAAUCACCUACAUGUUUACGUUCUAGGAUUCAAGAAAAUUCAGGAAUUAAAACAAAAAAUAUCAUGUUUAUUUUGUGCAAAUACGAUAGAGAAGACAUUCAUUUUAUGUUGGAUGAAGGAGUAUUCACCCUUCCUAUUGGCUUAAAAGGAGUCAGCUAUGAGCUUAUGUGUGAUGCGUUAUAUGUAUUUCAAACAAGAAAAAUUUAUGCUGAAAUAAGUGAUGAUAAGCUGCCGACAACUACAGAAUCAAAAGUACAAAGAAAACUCAGGAGGAAGAAGGAAAAACUAGAGAGGCGAGCGUUAAAGAAACAUGACAAAUCUUACACAUAGGAUGUGUGUUUUAUGCCUAAGCAUUAACAAGGUUUUUUGCUAUUUAGCUGUGAUAAAAUAUUGUAAAUACUGUCAUAAAUAAAUAAAUGUAUUACAACAUUGA
This is a messenger RNA of Macrosteles quadrilineatus (aster leafhopper), 1497 nucleotides long. Its product is annotated as magnesium-dependent phosphatase 1-like. Lineage: Eukaryota; Metazoa; Arthropoda; Insecta; Hemiptera; Cicadellidae. Gene Ontology annotation, molecular function: acid phosphatase activity. The transcript has 4 exons. The record is from RefSeq and is a predicted model, not a curated record. The coding region runs from base 157 to 963 and encodes 268 amino acids.